GCGCCGCGGGCUUGGGAGGACCCCAGCGACAGCCCCAGCACAGGGCCCGGUGGACGCGGCCGCGGCGGUGGCGGGCGUUGUGACUGACGGCGUCGGUUCUCUCCUGAACGCACUCGGCUGGCCACCCUCGCCGCCCUGGCUGACGCUCUUGCGGCCGGCGCCAUGUCUGUGAGCGAGAUCUUCGUGGAGCUGCAGGGCUUUUUGGCUGCCGAGCAGGACAUCCGAGAGGAGAUCCGAAAAGUUGUACAGAGUUUAGAACAAACAGCUCGAGAGAUUUUAACUCUACUGCAAGGGGUCCAUCAGGGUGCUGGGUUUCAGGACAUUCCAAAGAGGUGUUUGAAAGCUCGAGAACAUUUUGGUACGGUAAAAACACAUCUGACGUCUUUGAAGACCAAGUUUCCUGCUGAACAGUAUUACAGGUUUCACGAGCACUGGAGGUUUGUGCUACAGCGCCUGGUCUUCUUGGCAGCCUUCGUCGUGUACUUGGAGUCGGAGACCCUGGUGACUCGAGAGGCGGUCACGGAGAUCCUUGGCAUUGAGCCAGAUCGGGAGAAGGGAUUUCACCUGGAUGUGGAAGAUUAUCUCUCAGGAGUUCUCAUUCUUGCUAGUGAACUGUCGAGACUGUCGGUCAACAGCGUGACCGCCGGAGACUACUCCCGGCCCUUGCACAUCUCCACCUUCAUCAACGAGCUGGAUUCCGGCUUCCGCCUCCUCAACCUCAAAAACGACUCCCUGCGGAAGCGCUACGACGGCCUGAAGUAUGACGUGAAGAAAGUGGAGGAGGUGGUCUACGACCUGUCCAUCCGCGGCUUCAACAAGGAGACGGCAGCGGCCUGUGCGGAGAAGUAGGGGCUCUUCGCGCGCCCCACUGACCCCAGCCUGGCGCCUCUCCCGGUCGUUAGGAUGCCCAUCGCUAAACACCGCGCUUCAUUUUCUUAACCGGUUGUGUGGUGUAUCAGAGUUGAAACACUUUUGGGGGUGAAAGAAUAGCCUUUACAAGGACAGAGUUUUCUUUGUCGUUUCAGUGAAUUUGCUCUGUAACUCAGUGUAUUUCAGUUCUGUCAAAAAGUGUAAAUGCCAACCUCUUGGUAAAGUUCUUUUCUUGCUUACCCUGAUGCUGUCGAUGUACUGAUGGAGAGCUUUACUGUCUUGUUUGUGAUUCUUCCAGGGGUGACCCUUGAUGUUUUCUAUAUCCAGAUUAGCCAUCCAUUCCCAGGUAUGCCCUGGAUACCGUAUAAAAAUAGUUAACUCAAAAGGAUGGUUGUCAAGCAAAGGACAAGUUAUUUUAUAUUUUCCUUCCUCAUUUUAAACCUUCUGAGUAAAUCAGAUGUUGAAUUUUUUUGCAAGGGAAGUAUAGCCCCAGGAUUCUCUCUCACUGCCAUCAAAAUAUCAAAGAUUAAACUGCAAAGUCAAGUUCAGAUUAUCUGGGGACAUUUUUGUAUUAAGGAUUGAGUAACAUCAUCUGGCUCUGCUUACCAGGUGGGGAGUAGGGGUAGAGUUUUAAAGCACCUCUGUGUUCUAAUGUUGCCUUAACAUCCUGCUGUUGCAGCAGGUAAACAUUGUGUCCACACACAUCUUGAACUAACAUUUCAUACGAUGUAUUUCUGAGCUAUGAAACUUUUUACCUAAUAGCCAGGUAGACUCCUAGGUCUGGGAGUGUAAAGCCACUCAGCGGAGUUAAUUCUCAACACCCUGACCGGUGAUGUUCUGACUGAGGAACGCUGUGCUUUGUCUGGAAGGAAGAGAAAACCUUGAAUUAAAAAACAAACA
Molecule: messenger RNA, 1770 nt
Organism: Kogia breviceps (pygmy sperm whale)
Lineage: Eukaryota; Metazoa; Chordata; Mammalia; Artiodactyla; Physeteridae
Gene: TSN
Product: translin
Biological process (GO): RNA metabolic process
Cellular component (GO): nucleus; cytoplasm
Molecular function (GO): sequence-specific DNA binding; single-stranded DNA binding; RNA binding
Source: RefSeq, a predicted model, not a curated record